AUGCUUUCCCCCAAACUUCUCGUUCUGGCGGCUUUGUCGUCGGCCUCGGUGGCCUUUGAUCCUGCCACAGACACAACCUGCAACGACCAAGGAAUCUGCCUGUCUUCUUUUAUUUGGUGUGACAAGAAUGGACAGUCGUGCUCCUACCCAGAGGGCGCGGACGCGUUGAUCCCGUCCAGCACCGCGGCGUCGUACGCUGUGCUUUAUCACCAUGUCGAGUACGAGAUUCGCUGGCGUCAGGCCAAGCGGGAUACUGAUGUUUUGAUCGAAUGGCUGUUUGAUGGGAGCCCCUUUCAGAGCGAGGAGGAGAAGUCGGCUCGUGAGCUUCCUGUUAUGUGGAGUACCAACGUGACAACCUCGAGCACUGAGGGAUCCUUCACCUUUGAUCCGUUCACCAUCCUAAAGGACUUCCCCACGCAGCACGCGCCUAACAUGUCCGCCGGGGAGGCCGCGUCUUCGGCGAGUGGUAUGGCCAACACCAUUCGCCUCAGCCAGCCCGGUUCCGGCUUCCCGGAGGUUUACACCAAUCAGUUCAGUGUCCAGUCGGGCUGGGCUCAUCAGCUGGUGAGGAACAUCCGCGAGGAGGAGGCGGAUGUUCGUGCGGAUGAGAAGCGAAAGAUGAGACUUGGGGUUGGGAUUGGUGUCGGUUUGGGAGUUCCGUUGCUGUCUGCCGUGAUGUGGUGGGCUGGUUCAAGACACGGGGCUUCCAGGGCGACUCGCUCCGUCGAGGGCAAAUAA
Molecule: messenger RNA, 738 nt
Organism: Podospora anserina S mat+
Lineage: Eukaryota; Fungi; Ascomycota; Sordariomycetes; Sordariales; Podosporaceae
Exons: 2
Coding region: 1-738 (245 amino acids)
Source: RefSeq, a predicted model, not a curated record